UCCUGUCACUCUCCCCAGAGCUGUCACUUGUGUGAGAUCUGUCAUUGAUUCAUUCACUUUAUUACCACCAUUCCUUGCACAGUGGCCACCUGUUGCCAGCUGCAUCAGAGGAUUGGCCAUCUUGUGGCACAAUGAACCUGACCCAGGAACAUCUCCUCUGUCUGGAACUGCUGGCCAAUCAGAAAAUCAAUAUUAUCCUAUGGCAUUAUAAUAUGACUGGACGUCUGAGUGGGAGAUCAAGCAAAGGAAUUGGCAUUUUUCAACUGCUAGGCAUCUUCAUCAGUGUAUUAAUUAUCCUGGAAAACCUAUUUGUGUUAGUGGCUCUUCUGAGGGAUCUGCGUAUGAGGCGCUGGGUUCACUGCUGUUUGGGUAACAUUGCAAUGAGUGACCUUAUGGCUGGUAUCUCCUACCUACUGAACCUCUUCUUGUCGGGUGCAACAACAUUCCGCCUGAGCCCAGCUCUCUGGUUCCUGAGAGAAGGUUUACUCUUUACAACAUUGGCAGCUUCAACGUUUAGUCUUCUUGUAACAGCAGUGGAGCGAUACUGCACUAUGGUGAUACUAGUUUCAGAGAAUAACUCUGUGAAGAGUAUGAGAGUGCAGGGACUUAUUGUACUGUGCUGGGUUCUAGCAGGAGUAGUUGGAUUCCUACCACUGCUUGGAUGGAACUGCCUGUGUGAGAUUGAGAGAUGUUCCAGUCUUCUUCCUCUCUACUCCAGGAAUUAUUUAUUCUUCAGCAUUAUUUUGUUGGGUGUUACCUUGCUUGGCAUCAUUGCUGCCUACUGUACAAUCUACUAUUUGGUGUGUACCAGUGGAAAGCGAGUGGCAGAAACCAACAGUAGCCGGCGUUCAUUUCAUCUUCUGAAGACUGUCCUUAUUAUUUUGAGUGCAUUUGUUAUUUGCUGGAGCCCACUGUUUUUCUUUCUUAUAGUGGACUUUACAUGCUCACCCCCCUCUUGCAAAUCUCCUCUUGGAUUAGAAUGGGUUCUUGCUGUGGCUGUCUUGAACUCAGCCAUAAAUCCACUGAUCUACUCAUUUAGGAGUUCAGAUAUGCGAAGAGCAGUUCUGGAGCUAUUCUGCUGUGCCUGCAUCCGAGCAGGAAUGAAACUGCCUGUGUGCUGCCUGCUUGGCACCGAGAUCACUUCAGGUUCUUCUGAGGGUUCAAAUAAGAACAGAAGCAGUGUGCGUCUUUCACGCACAUCUAUCAGGAGCCCUCUUACUAGUAUUUCAAGUGCACCCAGUCAGUAGAAACAUGUGUUAAUAUGAAAUUGCUAAAGAGCAUAAAACAAAACACAGUUUGAUGAUAAUGUGCAGUGACUGUGAACUGAACUGUUUACAGUCCUGUAAACUAAAUUUUACAGGAGUUGGUCACUCAUCACAACCAGUGGAGUUCUAUCUUUAAAGGAUUAAAAUAAAUAUUUGUUUCACAAGGGUAGUCCACAUAUAUAUUGGUCAGUAACAGUCCACUCACUAGAUACCAAGGGUACAGAAGUCUGGAGCUUGUUUACUGAAUUAGAUGUCAGGCUAGGGAUUUGCACUUGAAGCCAGGGUCGGACUGGGGGGCCUGGGGCCCACCGGGACUAAAUUCCAGGGCCCCCUCGACCCCCCUGCCUCCCUACUGUGAUGCACUGAACACGCUUGCGCGAAGGCGCUGCUCGGCGCGCCUGCGUGUAGGCGCUGCUUCUCACUGAAAGGUGCCGCGUGCAUGCGCAAAUGGCGCUGCGCGGCACAUAGAAAAACCUUUUUUUCUUUGAAGUAUGAUCAAGACGGGGAACUGGCCCGGCGGGGGCCCAUUAGGGGUCGGGGCCCAACGGGUUUUUUACCGGUAUCCCGCUGGGCCAUUCCGACACUGCUUGAAGCUCAUAUCUAGCUAUGCUUUGCCUUCACUUACUCUGUUAUAAUACACUGAAACAAAAUGCCUGCAAGAGUUUGAUCAUUAAGGACACAUGAACAGACAUUUGGUAUGGUGAAUAUUACCUUUAAAAUAAAAACACAUUUCAGGUUGAGAAUUUGGAACUUGCUGUCUGCCAAGCAAAAUUAAGGAGACUCCAUCAGAUACCGCUGUGCAGUUGCAACAUAGAGGCCACAAUGGGCCCAGUGGAAACAAUCAAAGAGGAAGGACAAAAAGGCUCCUGAAAUUCAUGGACUACAAUAUGACAUGGAUGUAUUUUCUUCACAGCUUAAUUUUGCUAAGGGUUUUUUUAAAAAAAAUUAAAUGUAUAUGUUACUAUAUUUUUUGUUGUUAUUUCAGUGAAAUAAAUAACAUUUGCUAUUC
Molecule: messenger RNA, 2274 nt
Organism: Xenopus laevis (African clawed frog)
Lineage: Eukaryota; Metazoa; Chordata; Amphibia; Anura; Pipidae
Gene: s1pr4.L
Product: sphingosine-1-phosphate receptor 4 L homeolog
Exons: 3
Coding region: 132-1247 (371 amino acids)
Source: RefSeq, a predicted model, not a curated record